UGAACUCUACCACUUUUUUCUCUCUAAAUUAAAAGUCGCUCUCUAAGGGUCAGUACCACGUUGUCUAACGUCACAGACCGAUCAAUAAGGCAAAUUAACCUCAUGUCCUAACAAUUAUACCUUUUAAUCAUUUUCAAUACCCGCAUCCGCUGCACAUCAACUGCUAGUUUCUAGUACACGCACACACAUACUCGCGGUUAUGGCCGAAGGUAUGCGCCUACGCCUGGUCGUGCGUAGGGAUGGUUUACCAGAAGAACGACUUAUGUGGAAUGUGUCUCUCGAAGACGAUCCAACUAUUUCGAAACUCGUCGAGAAAGUGAACGAGACCUUUCCCUUAGAGAUUGGCCGGAGAGGAUUGGAAGACUACGUCGUUGAGUUACGUGAUCAAGACGGCGCGAGUUUCGAAUGUCUCCAUUUUCAGCCCGUGCGAACAGUUCUUAAGCCCGAUGAUCGAGUUUUCAUUCGACCCCUCGAUCGAGACGAUAAUAGACGACGUCGAAUCAGCGGCCGACACCAAAUCUCGUCCGAUGGCAGACACCUUGUUGAUGGCAUCCCAUUCGGGCGUCGUCUCCUGAGGGCCCCAAUUAGCCGACCUCCAAUUGACCCUCCACGGAAGCGCCGCAAACUUUUGCACCCUUAUGACAACCUAGAAGAUGAUGUAAACGACGACGAAGAAGAAGACACACCAAUGCUACUUCUCACGAAUGGCGAGCGCCCGUCGCAUAAAUCGAGCUUUCCGAGCGUCAAGUUUAGCCCGAAAGUGGACACCAUCGAUGCCGAAGCAGAAGACGGUGACUUUGAUGAUGGCACGGGGCAGGAAGAUUCCAGUGGUGGUUCUGAAUCUGAAGAUUCUGACCAGCAGGAUGCAGAAUUGCCAAGCGAUGAAGAUGAUCUUGAACAAGAGCUUCGGGAUCUAGCGGAAGAUAAUGCUGCUGUAGAAGGAAAAGAGCCUUCUGAGGUGCAGACAUUAGCCGGGGAAGGUCACAAUAAAGUAUCGAAGCUACAAGCUGCAUUUCCUUCAGCGCCUGCAAGUAUCUGCGAGCAAGUUUUAGCGACAUCAGGCAAUGACCUGAAAUCAGCGUACGAUGUUCUAAUUGAUGGAUUUGCGCCGCAGCUGUCAGAAUCCGCCUUGCUGGCAGGGUCGAUGUCCACGGGAACAACGCGGAAGCCAAAGUCACAAAAGAAGGGCUUAAAAAAUAAAUUUCCUACCACAUCCUUAGCAGAGGAGCGUGUCGACGACAUCAUGGACGAUGACGAGAGUGUGUCCGAAGAGGAAGGAGAGGAGGAAGAGGGAGAACAAAUAUCUUCCUUUGUACGACAAUUCGACCAUCGAGGCCUUCCGCCCGGAUCAAUCACUUCUGGUAGGGGACUGGUUCAGAUGGCUGCUAUAUCUAGUUCGGUCAAUGGUGAUAAGGUGAAUAGCGAACGCAAACCUAUAUCCGUGGCUUCAAAUGGCCAUAAGACCAGUCCCGGAAAAAUGGCCGAGGAAGACGAUACAUCAAGCGACGCUACAAGUUCCAGCUCUGAGAGUGAAGAACUUGAAGUUACUAGCGAUAGUGAUUCCGAUGAUGAUGACUCCAACAACAACGACAGCGACGACGGAGAUACGUCUUCAAAUGGUAGCGAUGAUAGGGACAACGAAAGCGAUAAGAGCGAUAGCGACGAUAGUAGUAUGCAUCAGGGAAAUAGCUCUCCUGGGGAUUUCCGUGGUGAUAGAUCAAAUGAUUCAGAUAAUGAAGACGAUAACAACAGUGAGGAUGACGACGAUAGUGAUGAUGGCCCAGAAGAAAUCUCCAUCAAGCCACAGCAUACCAAGAAUCAAAAACCGAAACAAAAAAGAGGACUCGGCUAUGAAAACGACAUGAACCAGACUAAAAGCAGUAGCGAGACUUCAGACGAUAGUGAUAUGUCUUCAGAGGAGGAUUCUGAUGAGGAAGGAUCAAGUUCAACGUCAGGAAGCGAAGAGGUAGAAACUAUUUCUAAUGACAUUAAAGCGACGAAAGCGGCCGGUCGUACUACAUACACCGGGGGCCCGCAAAUUCAGCCUUCGAAACCAAUCCCCGGAGCCAUUCCUGAGGCUCAACCAGUGCCUCCCGGAGCUGGUAGCGAAAGGACAAGAAAGCGAAAUGCUCGUCGAAGGGCCGCGAACAAGGCAAAAAAGCUAGCGCAGCAGGGAUCAAUUCUGAGUGUGACGCCUACGGGCGAAGAAACUCGGUCGCCUAUCACAGACGAAAAGGCUCUUAUUGAAGCUAAGCGACAGGAACUACUAAAAGCGAUCGCUAAUGGCGGAGUAGAAGUUGGCCCUCCUACACGGUUCGACGAGCCGUCGAAGACGUCCACGUCAGUGAAAAGGAAGCUGGAUGAGCACGACGAAGACACAUUGGUAACGACGCCUAUGGACGAAAGCGCGAAUUCCUCGGGCUCUGUUCAAAAGAAGGCUCGUCUAGAUAUAGGUGCCGGUCGGAGACUUGUUUUUGGUGCCUUGGGUCUUCGUAACCCUAGAACGAAGGCAGAUGAGAAUGAGCUGCGAGCAAAACUAAUGAAAGAUCUUCGACCGCUGGAUAACCCGAGGCUUGAUCAAAGCAUAGAAAACACUGAAGUGAACGAGGAUACCUCCAUAGUAGAGGAAAGUUCCGAAUCCUGGAAAGACAAAAUUAUCUACCGAGCUGUAGAGUGUUGCCACGAAGGGGUACAGCUCAGCGAGCCGCCGUUUCCGUUCGUUCAGCGCUGGGAUCCUCAGCAGCAAGGCUCGUGGUCUCAGAAGAAAAACAAACGUGGUGGUCAAAGUAAGCGAGCACAGCGCAACCAAGCACAUUUCUACCAGGAUACACGUCCCGGCAAGAAGCAGAAGCACGAUGAAUCUGAUAUGUGGGACGAAGACGGGUACGAUGAUACAUUCAACGGUGUAAACGAUUACACUAACGAUGCCGACAUCGAACUCAACUAUGAUGAUACUGAGAGUUAUAAACCUCAAGGGACCAAUGAGCCCACAAAUAAUGCAAGUCAAUUUACAGACUUUGACGACCUUCCGUCCUUGCCAUCAGAUUUAUCAACCCUCCCCCCUCUGCGUCCCGGGGAAGUCAAAGUUGGAAUGGUGAUAACAUGGCAGCAAUGGUCAUGCUCGUCUGCAACUAGUUGGCAGCCACAGCUGUCUAACGUAACAGGCGUUGUUGUUGGAAUUGACGACGACGCUACUGGGUUAGAAGUCUGUCUUGCUAAGAGAGACCGAUAUCUUGAUCGAAAUCAGAAGAAAUAUGACGAGAAUACCGGUCAACGGAUAUAUGACAAAUUUGAAGCCCCGGAUCUCGAUGACGAAGAUGACGAUGAUGGGGAAGACGAAGGAUUUCGGAUUAUCGGCUUUGCCGAAAUGCAGCAGCCUAGAAUUCUUCAACAACCACUCUCUGCCAUGGUAACUAAUGAAAAUCCCGAUGCAGUUGGCCUACUUCCCAAAGCUAGCACAAAUACAGGGAGCAAGCCUCCCGCUACCGAUGAAGACGCAAAAGCCAACGCGCACUCAGAACAAGAACCGUCUAGCACAAAAGAGCCCACUGAAGAAAAUGAGUCUAGAGUUGUACCAAUCGAAAAUUCCUCACCGAAUCAUGAACACCAGCACAGCAGCAUAUUAACGUCCGAUGAUUCGCAAAUCAAUAGUCCCUCGCAACAGCUACGUGAGAACGCCAGCCAAUCCGUAGGUAUACAACCAAAUCACCUACCAGUUCAAGAUGUUUCUCACCGCAAUAGUGAUUUGAAUGAACCCCUCUCGAAGCCAGAUAUCGAAGUACCAGGAUCGGAACUUCCCAGUAUAAGACAUUCGUCAGCUCCUCUAUUUGACAGCCACGAGGAUGAAGUCGUUAUUGGGACACCCAAGGUCGUAAAAUCUAAGGCUAUUGUUCCCCCUUCGUCAGCGAGCAGCGCCCGUAGUGGGCGGCAGCUGGAUUACAGUUUAGAUAUGGAAGUCACAGAGCCGGAUUCUCUUAAAAUCACAGACGACGGUCUCUCGACGUCUCUAGAUAACGAAUACCAACAGGAUCUAGAGUCGGAUGAGGAAGUCUCAACCCCUACACCUACACCUACACCCUUUCUCCAUGAUGAAUUAACUGUCGAGCAAGAGAGAAGUCCACAAAAGGCGGAAGCAUCAUCGCCAGCAAAUAUAUCAACUCCCAGCUCGUUGACGUCGAUCAAUACUAUAUGGUGCACAGCGCAAACUUCACUAAACACACAAAGUCCAUCCAAGUCUCAGUCGCAGUCCCUUCCUACCAACGGAUCACAACAGGCUCAGGCGCAGGACGAUCAGGACUUCGAGGAGACAAUUCGGAAGCUAGAUAAUACUUCAGAUGAUCAAGCGAGCUCUUCCAAAGUUCCAGAUAGCUUCGAGCGGAGGAGCCAAGGAAGAGUUCUUGAGGAUGUUAAGGAUUUUAGGAUUUUUAAACGUCUUUCAACGUCUCCACCAAUCAAAAUCUCCCCACCGCCAGCAAGAAGACGGAAAUUGCCGAAAGAGUCAUCCCAGUUCACACUUCCUCCUGGAACGCAGGUGAUCGAAUUAUCUUCAGAUUCCGAGCCGGUCUACGCCGAGAAUUAUGCUGACGACGAGGUUGAUGAGACUUAUUCUCCUGAUCCUGACAGUUUGCCUAGGGGCAGCGGAUGGGUGCAUAAGGCCGAUACGAAAGGUCGCAACGCGAGAAGUGUAACUGCACCUAUCAGACCCCAGCCGCCAAAACGGAAGAGAUUCAUAUCCUCGUCGCAGGGUCCUAUGUCGACUUCCUCCUCCGCCUCGGUCUCUGCCAUUCAGUCCGAUUAAACCUCGCAGAAAAACGAGCUCGAGGUUCUAGUUGGCUUUCUUAAGACACAGGGCUGGUUUAAGUGAUGGUAUGUUGGGUAGCUUAGGUUGGUAGGUAGGAACUAGCCUACUUGUAUCAUAUUGUAUACCUCUUAGCUGUCAGGUUAAUAGUUGCGCUUCAGUUUUUUUUUUAAAAUAGCUGGUGCAACAGAAAAUAUAUUGCAGAAACCCACAAUAGAAACUUGUGUCCAGAAUCAAGAGGGGGAGUUUAACCACGAUCCAUAAUUCAAGCCUCGGAGGAUAUUUU
This is a messenger RNA of Daldinia caldariorum, 5084 nucleotides long. RefSeq lists its product as uncharacterized. The transcript has a single exon. Gene Ontology annotation, molecular function: ubiquitin binding. Lineage: Eukaryota; Fungi; Ascomycota; Sordariomycetes; Xylariales; Hypoxylaceae. The coding region runs from base 200 to 4798 and encodes 1532 amino acids. The record is from RefSeq and is a predicted model, not a curated record.